ACCCAUCAAUACACAUCAGAGUACUUCGUAGAGAGUGCAGGCACGAUUCUCUUCAGACUCUCAACUCGCCAGAUUUGCUUGGUCAAGCACCAUAAGCGCAAUGAGUACCUCCUACCAAAGGGCAGAAGAAAUGUCGGCGAGAGCCGCCAGGAGACGGCAGUACGCGAGACACGGGAAGAAACAGGCUUCCCGACCAAAUUACUGCCAGUGACUUUUCGGACCCAUUGUACUCCAAACGUGGAGGAGACCGAAUUUACGCCGGACAAACCACGCAGGUUUGAGAACAUCGUCGAGCCGUUUAUGGUUGGGCACCGAGUCAUCCCAAAUGCUGGCGUUAAGCUUAUUUGGUGGUAUAUUGGAGCCAUUGAUGAGGAAGCUGUUUGUGGGAAGGGAGAAGAACAGUUCUCGGCAGAGCUGUUCAGCUUCGACGAGGCUCUCAAAGCUUUGCAUUAUCAGCAGGAUCGAGAUGUUGUGGCCCGAGCAAUCGAGGUCUUUGAG
This is a messenger RNA of Pseudocercospora fijiensis CIRAD86, 498 nucleotides long. RefSeq lists its product as uncharacterized. Gene Ontology annotation, molecular function: bis(5'-nucleosyl)-tetraphosphatase (asymmetrical) activity. The annotation marks the transcript as partial. Lineage: Eukaryota; Fungi; Ascomycota; Dothideomycetes; Mycosphaerellales; Mycosphaerellaceae. Gene Ontology annotation, biological process: ATP biosynthetic process; AMP biosynthetic process. The record is from RefSeq and is a predicted model, not a curated record. The transcript has a single exon.